Lagenorhynchus albirostris (white-beaked dolphin) is the source of this 2446-nucleotide messenger RNA. It is a transcript of the gene LSM8, whose product is annotated as LSM8 homolog, U6 small nuclear RNA associated. Gene Ontology annotation, cellular component: U6 snRNP; precatalytic spliceosome; U4/U6 x U5 tri-snRNP complex. Gene Ontology annotation, biological process: mRNA splicing, via spliceosome. Gene Ontology annotation, molecular function: RNA binding. The record is from RefSeq and is a predicted model, not a curated record. The coding region runs from base 101 to 391 and encodes 96 amino acids. The transcript has 4 exons. NCBI's taxonomy places the organism in Eukaryota, Metazoa, Chordata, Mammalia, Artiodactyla, Delphinidae.
CUGCCGCUAGUCGGCGGGAGCCGCCGCUAGUUCCUGGCGGGCUGUUUUAGCUCCUCUUGUCGCCGGUCCUGCUCUGUUGCCAGCUGCCGGGCCGAGCAUCAUGACGUCUGCCUUGGAGAACUACAUCAACCGAACUGUUGCUGUCAUUACUUCUGAUGGGAGAAUGAUUGUGGGAACACUGAAAGGUUUUGACCAGACCAUUAAUUUGAUUUUGGAUGAAAGCCACGAACGAGUGUUCAGCUCUUCACAGGGAGUAGAACAAGUGGUACUAGGUUUAUACAUCGUGAGAGGUGAUAAUGUUGCAGUCAUUGGAGAAAUUGAUGAAGAGACAGAUUCUGCACUUGAUUUGGGGAAUAUUCGAGCAGAACCUCUGAACUCUGUAGCACACUAAGGAUAAACUACAUAUAUUGGACAUCUGUAAAUCUUUGUACAGAAACUGAUUAUUCUGAGGAUGAUGGGCAGAAUUUUUAUGAAAGUGUAAUUGUGGAUUUUGACUCCAUAUUGAUUCAUUGUAAUAUGAUAUGUAAAUUAAAAUAUUUCUACAUUUUCUUGGAAAAAACUUUUCUUUUUGGCCUAAAUCAUACAUUUGGUAGCUUGGUUUUAUUUUUCUAUUAAAUAGUAUAAAAAUCUAAUGAUUAUUUUGAGAACUUUUAGAAAAGACAUUCUGCUAUUUUGAUAUUUAUGGAAAACUAGUUGAAAAGAGAAAUUCAAGUAUUAUAUAAAUUAAGCAUACAAAUACCAUCAAUAGUGCAGAAUACAUAUGUUUCUGUCCCUGAUUUUUAAGAAAGUCCCAGGAAGGUAAAUCUUGUCUUGUGCAGUUAUCUGAACCAUCCCCAUUUAUCACACUGCCCUGGUGGCUCCCUAGCACUUUAGAAGUGUGGGUAAAAGUGUGUUUGGUUGAGAAAAGGAAAAAUGCUAACAAAGUUAUAUAUUACCUGAAAAAAUUGAUUCCAUGUGGUUUUAAAAGCCAUCUUAUCCUUUAAGAAUUGGGGAAUUUCUAGUAUUAAAGGAGUUUUUUGUUAUUUAUAAACAUGAGUAAAUAAAUCUUAAGUUUAUAUUGAGGCAGUGCUUGCUAUUAUUGUCAACAACUUUUCAUGACUCCCUAGUUCCAUAAACCUGAUUUCAAAAGAAGUAAACCUGUUUUCUCCAAGCAUGUCAGGCCUAUUCUUUGGUUGAUUAUUGUAGUGAAUCAAUUAAGUAGAUAAAUGUCCCUCAUCUACAAACAGGCUAUUUUCUAAAACUCCCUUGUACAACUGGUGGUGUAUACUUUUUCAAGAAUCCAUAGAAACAAUGCUAUAAGCAGUGUUUAGAUAUCCAGGCUAGUCCACAAAAAUUCUCAUCAAGUCAUAUGUAGGCCAAAGUGUGUAACAUUGUGAUAACAAUAGAAAAAUAUUUACAUUCUUGUAAUUCAAACAAAAUUUCAAUAGUUUCUUCUUCUUUUUUUUAAUGAAAGUGUUUAAAAUAGGAGUUGGCAAGCUUCUUUCGUAAAGAUGCAGAUAGUAAAUAUUUUAAGCUUUGAGGGCCAUAUGGUCUCUGUCACAGCUACUCAAAUCUGUUUUGUAGCAUGAAAAUAGCCAUAGAUAAUACAUGACGAAUAGCCGUGGCUGGGUUCCAAUAAAACUUCAUUUACAGUAACAGGUGGCAGGCUGGAUUUGGCCAGUAGGCCAUAGUUGCUGUCCCUUGGCUCAAAAUGAAAAAUACAAGCUCAAUAAGAAGAGAUGAUGGCUAAUUUGUAUAAAUUCUGAAAAGGGCUUCUGGAAUGGAUCCUUUCAGAGUUCAGAGGUGGGUUUCAUCAUAUUUUUUAAUAUUGAAAACCCUACUUAUUAAACAUGGCAGUUUUUUGGUUCACAACUAAAACAUUUUCCAGAGGAAAAUAUCUUCACAUUUUCACAAAAGCAAGACGUGUAAGGAGAGAACUGUUGAGAUAGUUUUGGUCAUCAAGCACCAUUACCUAGAAUAACUUGGCUGAUGUUCUGAUGUUUAGGGUUGUCUCUGGGAGGAUUAGAGGAAGGCUAGGUAGUACUGGCUAUUCAUAAAUAUUUGGCUUUUGUAGUAUAAGGUUUUAUGAUCAAUUUAGUAAUAAAAAGAAAAUAAUGCAAAGUGGCUAAAGCAAACAGGCCACUUUAAUUAGGGACUGUAAACCAGGUGUUCUGUUUAAAUAAUGUAUUUUAAAUUGGUAAACUAAUUCCAAAAGUCAAAUAAGGAAUAUAGAUCAUUCGAUUGCUAAGUGAAAUGUAUUCUAAGUAUAAAUGAUGUCCAGAAUCAGAUGCUUUCUCAACAUAGUUGAUCUAACACAAAUUACACAUGAACCAGUAAACAAACCAUAGUCCCUCUCCCUCACAGUAAUGAGUUUCUAAUAUGAUGUAUUCUCCUUAUGAAAUCUAAAAUGCCUUGUCAAGAUGUAUUUUCCUUACUGAUGCCAGAAAAAUCAUUUCCAGAAUAUGAA